This is a messenger RNA of Saprolegnia diclina VS20, 480 nucleotides long. RefSeq lists its product as hypothetical. NCBI's taxonomy places the organism in Eukaryota, Oomycota, Saprolegniomycetes, Saprolegniales, Saprolegniaceae. Bases 35 to 415 code for a protein of 126 amino acids. The transcript is spliced from 4 exons. The record is from RefSeq and is a predicted model, not a curated record.
CGAAAACAACGCAAUAGGAUCUUGAAGGGGUGCGAUGGCCGACAAGGACCGAUCGAUCGCAGUGAAUAUCCGAGACUUGGAUCAAUGGAACCACUUGCGCGAGAACGCGACAGAGAAGCUCAUCGUCAUCGACAUGUAUCAAGAGUGGUGUGGCCCGUGCAAGGUGCUCGAGCCAACGUACCGUCGUAUUAUUGGUGAGACGGCGUCUGCUGAAAGCCGGCUUCAGUUUGCAGCAGUAUGUUGUACCUCGGCCAAGAUUGAGGGCAUCACUGAGAACCCCACGUGCAAGCCGCGCUUCGUUUUGUGGCGUGACAAAAAGUCCGUUGGCGAAGUGCUCGGUGUCAACGUGCCCGCACUUGAGGCCCUCAUCAAGCAAAAUCUCCCCGCGGCCAAAACCGAGGAAGACGCAGCGUAGUCGCCGCAUUGGACCUCCAUGUACAGAAAACUUGCCAUUGAAACGUCGACAUUUGUGCAGAGGGC